AUGAACAGGACGGAGCCAGAUUCGGCGUCUCUGUCUUCUCUCGUCGGUAGAGCGAAUUCCGACGGAAUCAUCGACACAACGCCGUUUCUUCCUUCCGGCAUUUCGAGAACUGCGAGCGUCGGUGAAAACAAUGGGAUUCAGCGAUCCGCUAGACGACAAGGUCUUAGAGAGGCGGCGAGGUUUCUGCGUCACGCCGGGAGCCGGAGGAUGAUGCGUGAGCCGUCGAUGCUGGUGAGAGAAACCGCUGCUGAGCAAUUGGAGGAGAGGCAAAGCGAUUGGGCGUAUUCGAAGCCUGUGGUGUUCCUCGACAUUCUGUGGAAUCUGGCUUUUGUGGCGAUCGCUGCUGCGGUUCUAAUUCUCAGCCGCGAAGAGCGGCCGAAUGUGCCGUUAAGAGUUUGGGUGGUAGGUUACGGUAUCCAAUGCGGCUUACAUAUGGCGUGCGUGUGCGUUGAGUAUAGGCGGAGGAGGUGGCGGCGUGGGAGAGGCACGCGCCACCGAUCAUCAUCAGCUUCUUCUUCUUCGUCGGAUGAUGGUGGUCUGGGGUUUACGACUUCGUCGCAGCAGUACGUUUCGUUAGCGCAAUUGGAGGAUAGAGGAAAUACUAGUAAUCCCGCGAAGCAUCUUGAAUCAGCCAACACAAUGUUCUCAUUCGUCUGGUGGAUAAUCGGAUUCUACUGGAUAUCUGCGGGAGGCCAAACACUAUCUAGUGACUCUCCUCAGCUCUAUUGGCUGUGUAUCAUUUUUCUCGGCUUCGAUGUUUUCUUUGUGGUUUUCUGCGUUGCACUGGCUUGUGUUAUCGGCCUUGCUGUUUGCUGCUGUCUUCCAUGUAUAAUUGCAAUCUUAUAUGCUGUUGCCGACGAGGAGGGAGCAUCGAAAAAGGACAUAGAACAAAUGCCAAAAUUCAGAUAUAGAAAGAUUGGCAACGAUGAGAAGCUCCCAGACGAAAUACGAGGAGCAAGUAAUAGAGGAAUAAUGACGGAGUGUGGAACAGAUUCACCUAUUGAACGUUCACUUUCUCCAGAAGAUGCGGAAUGCUGCAUUUGUCUCUGUGAAUAUGAAGAUGGAGUUGAACUAAGAGAACUCCCUUGUAACCACCAUUUUCACUGCGCUUGCAUCGACAAAUGGCUUCACAUAAACUCUCGUUGCCCGCUCUGCAAGUUUAACAUCUUGAAGAACGCAAACGAAGUAUAG
Molecule: messenger RNA, 1191 nt
Organism: Microthlaspi erraticum
Lineage: Eukaryota; Viridiplantae; Streptophyta; Magnoliopsida; Brassicales; Brassicaceae
Source: the annotation of a GenBank genome assembly